GCGCCCGCCGCCCGCGCGGACCUUCUUCUCAGCGCGGAGCCGGCGGCGAGCGAGCGGCGGCGAUGAACCCCGUGAAUGCCACUGCUCUCUACGUGUCCGCGAGCCGCCUGGUGCUCAACUACGACCCGGGGGACCCCCAGUCCUUUUCCGAGAUUAACAAGCUCCUGCCCUACUUCAGGCAGUCCCUCUCCUGCUGCGUGUGCGGAAAUUUGCUACAAGACCCUAUUGCUCCCACCAACUCCACAUGCCAGCACUAUGUCUGCAAAACAUGUAAAGGCAAGAAGAUGAUGAUGAAACCGUCGUGUAGCUGGUGCAAGGACUAUGAGCAGUUUGAGGAGAACAAGCAGCUGAGCAUCCUGGUGAACUGCUACAAGAAGCUGUGCGAGUACAUCACGCAGACACCCCUGGCCCGGGACAUCAUCCAGGCCGUGGAUUGCUCGGCAGACCUGCUGGCCCUGCUCAAGGAUGGGUCCCCCCUGCACGAGGACACGGAGAAACCUCCCGAGGCGGCCCUGGCUCUGUGUCUGACACAUUCCCCGGUCCCCUCCACCUCGGAGCUGCCCAGCGACGCCCCGGCGGGGUUCCCCUCGGUGCCCGAGGCCACGCACAACGCGGAGGGCCGGGGCUCGGCCAUCAACGGGCUGCCCAGCUGUAACGGGCUGCCGGGGGAGAAGCUGGGGGUGAGCCUGCCGUCCCCAGAGCACGCCAGCGCCAUCGACGUCUGCGGCGCCGCAGAAUACAUCAAGACGGAGGAGCUGCCGGGGGGGCUGCAGCCCGUGUGCGACCCCGUGUCGGGCAGCGACCUGUGCCCCGCGGGCAUCGACAUCUGCGGCUUCAGCGAGGACAUGAAGCCGGGCGGGUCGCUGCUGCUCAGCGUGGAGGAGGUGCUGCGCAGCCUGGAGACCGUGUCCGGCACCGAGGUCUGCGACUCGGGCCUGCAGCCCGGCCUGGAGGCAAACAUGGCCAACGGCCCCUUCCUGCAGCUCUCCCCCCCUCCCCUCAGCCAUAACAUUUUCAUGUCCACGGAGGCUUCUCCUCACGGCAUCUCCUGCACGGCGGCCACGCCCAAGGUGGUGAAGUUGAACAGGAAGCGGUCCCGCUCCGAAAGCGACAGCGAGAAGGUCCAACCUCUGCCCAUCUCCAGCAUCAUCUGCGGCCCGACCCUGGGAGCGUCGGCUCCCGUGACGGUGAAACAGGAGAACAAAAUGUCUCUGCAGCCCAUUGCGACUGUACCCAACGGAGGCACCACCCCCAAAAUCAGUAAAACUGUGCUCCUGUCUAACAAAAGCAUGAAAAAGAACCUAGAACAUGCCCCUAAGAAAUCCCACCCGAAAGCCAAACCGGGGGUGCUGAAAACGAAAGACAAGGCAAAGGAGAAAGUUCCCAGCAGUAACGUUAUGCCAGGAAGCCCAACAAAAACUGUGUAUAAAAAGCCACAAGAAAAGAAAGGGUGUAAAUGUGGUCGUGCCACCCAAAAUCCAAGUGUUCUUACCUGCCGUGGCCAACGCUGCCCUUGCUACUCGAACCGCAAAGCCUGCCUUGACUGCAUAUGCCGUGGCUGCCAAAACUCCUACAUGGCCAACGGGGAGAAGAAGCUGGAGGCGUUUGCAGUGCCAGAAAAGGCCUUGGAGCAGACCCGGCUGACUUUGGGCAUUAACGUGACGAGCAUUGCGGUGCGCAAUGCCAGCACGAGCACCAGUGUAAUCAAUGUGACAGGGUCACCAGUAACGACGUUUUUAGCUGCCAGUACACACGAUGAGAAAAGUUUGGAUGAAGCUAUAGACAUGAGAUAUGACUGCUGAGUCUGUCUUUCUUUUCCCUGCCCUCCGUAGGGGAACUGCUACAGGUUUAAGGCAGCUAUGGUUCUGUUUAACUUGCUGGAGCUCCUGCGUUUAGAUCACUUGUAUCAAGUGUUUUUCAUUGCUAUGUUCUGUGUAUUAGUGUCUGGGAAAUAGUUGCAGAUAAUGGAGGAGUUACCCUAAAACUGUUUUUAGUUCUUACAGCACCUCAUAGUUUGAGAUCGAUUGCUGAUGUAAAUGAUUUUAUCACAAGAUCUUUGACAGGAAUAUAUUGACCUCAUUGUACUUGCUCGUGCUUUGUGCUCAGUCAAAGCUUCGGCUCCGGUGUAGAGCAGUGGCACCCGGUUAGUCCAUCUCAACGGGGCUACACUGGGGUGUGGAAGAGUGACUGUUGGUGGGUUACAGUCACCGUGACCAGGGAGUGACCCGGUACUCCUGUGGGAAAGGCAGGAGGAGGACACAGUCUGGCAAGGGUAGGUACUGGCUGCCUGGGGGAACUGGGUAUCUGCUCUAGGGAGCAGCUCACAAUUACAGACAGGAUUAGUAAAUACAUUACAAAGCUGACAGGCCAGAAGGCAGCUCAGGCUGCAGGCAGGGGCAGGAGGGUCGGGCAGGUACCAGGUGAGACUGCUCGGAUACACCAUCCUGGGAACAACAUCACCCCUGGCAGCUCCAGGGCCAUGUCCCUGCUCAGUCACCCCUCUGUGCCAGCUCCCCCUGGGUGAUGUCACUUUGGCUUUGGCAGGGGGAGAACAGCGCUUGGACCCAGCCAGGGCUCCACUUUUGGUAGCACCAUCCUCUCCCUUUCCUGCUCCCCCUGUUUUUUUCUUGAGUUCCUGCUGGUUUUCCUGCUGUUGCUUCUAGAGAAGAGAAGGGGGGUUGUGGGUUACAGAGAGACCCCUUGGCUGAUUUUCCCCCCUCAGUGCCAGGAUACAGAGAUUCCACAGCACUGGGGGACUUUGAUCCAGUUUGUACCAUGACAGCUCCUCCCUGUGAGGGGAGUUCUCCACUGACAGGCACCUUCCAGCCCGGGCAGAGGAUCGAUGGCUGUCCAAGGUCAAACAUUCUGGGUGUUUGCUAAACACAAUAAGCUAUGUAUAGCUCACUCCACCCCAAAUCUAUCUCAUUUUCUGCUAAAAUGCUAAAAGUAGCUUUUGAAGGUCAGUGCUUUUCAACCAACCUGGGCCAAAAGGCUCGAAAAUGGAAACAUCACACAAAAGUUGUCAAGAGCUUAUCUGGAAAAGUGUUACAGUGAAAGAAUUCCUGUCAGGAACUCGGUUUUACACAAAAAUGGUUGAUUCCAGCACAAUCCCUAAGCAGGGGGCCCAAGAGUUUAGCUGUGCAGUUACAGAAGUCAGACUGCUUUGGGAAGGCAGAAAUCUCUCCUCUUGCAGUGAUACAGCACAACCUGAGGGUGGGCUGACUGGAACACGAGCGUUUCUGUGUCAUCUCAAAGGCAAUUCCUGUUUCAAGAGCGUGUUGAGCAGCGUGUGGGUUGUUGAGUUCCUCCCCUGCUCCCACCUUCCCUUCCCCGCAGGCCCCGCGGGCGGUGCCGGGGCUUUGACCUGGCACAAAGCACGUACAGUGGCGGUUCCUCACCGAGACAUGAGCAAACCCCUUUGGACACAAAUGGCACCUCCUUUUGUUUUGUAGUGUACCAUGGUGUCAUUUUCUGUGAAUGUGGUCAGAGCUUUUUGUUGGUUUUGGUUUGUUUCUCCCCCCGUCUUUUCUGUGGGGUGGGCAGGGUGGGGGGUUAAAGCCAUAGGAAGAAAAAUGUGAUGUACGUGUCCAGUCUGUACUUUUUUGUUUUUGUUUUGCAAGAAGAGUUGAAAAAUAUUUUUGAUAAUGAGUAAAUGGUGGAAAAUGCUUCUUAGUAUUCUUGUCUUUAUUUGCCAACCCGAGUACCUAAGAUCUGUGUUUUUUAGCCCUCCUGAGAUUUAACGAUGUCCUAUUAAAAUGUAUUUAGUUAAACUUGUAUGUGAUUUUUGUGUUGACCCAGAAGGAUCCUACCAGUUCCUAAUUUGGUGGUUUGAUCGUGACCUACUAAUGUAAAUCUGUUUAUUAGUCCACUACGUGUAAGCGAAGCAGCCCCCGGAGCUGGGAGUGAACUGCACAGCAUGGGUUGUUUGGGAAUGCUUUUGCAGAGCUGUUAAGUUUUGCUGAGAUUGUUGAUGGUACAUUUUUAGGACUUUCAUUAAAUUAAAUACAAAGUACCUUUGCUCCAGAAAUGUGGGAGUAUUUGGAAUCUUUACUAUCUCACUGCUGCAUCCAAUGUGGUACCAAAAGUUGGAGAAUUUAGGUCAAGCGUGUUUUGGAGCUGUCGACAGGAGAGCCCUGAUGGUUCAUGUAAAACUGCAAAUGGUAGAUUCAGGUUGUUUUUAAAAACAUUUCCUUUUAUGCUGCCACAUUCUUGAAAUGUAUAUUAAAAUUCAAAUUGAUUUAAUAAAUGUUAGUUUUCUAAUUCUA
Molecule: messenger RNA, 4265 nt
Organism: Neopelma chrysocephalum (saffron-crested tyrant-manakin)
Lineage: Eukaryota; Metazoa; Chordata; Aves; Passeriformes; Pipridae
Gene: MSL2
Product: MSL complex subunit 2
Exons: 2
Coding region: 63-1802 (579 amino acids)
Cellular component (GO): MSL complex
Molecular function (GO): ubiquitin protein ligase activity
Source: RefSeq, a predicted model, not a curated record